Messenger RNA from Cyprinus carpio (common carp), 2898 nucleotides. RefSeq names its product cytokine receptor family member b1 (gene crfb1). Lineage: Eukaryota; Metazoa; Chordata; Actinopteri; Cypriniformes; Cyprinidae. Gene Ontology annotation, molecular function: protein binding. The record is from RefSeq and is a predicted model, not a curated record.
AGGCUGUUACUUGAUAUUAAGCCCCAAAACAUAACGAGUCUGCUUCUAAUAUAGGCAAUUAUUAUAAUUUAGUUAGCGUACACACAAGUAACCCAUUUGUUUUUCUUUUCAAUGAACAUCACAUGUUUCGUUCCUGCCUGUGUCAAGUGAUCUUGAAUCACGUGUUUUUCGAGAAGGGUUGUGCAGAAAAAUACUAUUGGUGUUUUUCAUUAAUGACGAAUGGAAAGCAGAUUUGGGAACUUCCUCAAACGUUUGUUCAAGUACAAACGUGUUUCACUUAACGUUUAAUUUUUUGCGCUCUCGUAGACAAAGGAAUAGGAUAUAACAUCACGGAUUUACAGAUCUUGUCAGUCAUCAUGGUGUAGACCCCAUCCACUAAAGUGUGAGGCUGCUAUUUGUGAAUUAUGAUCAACAGUCAAAAUGAGGACCAUUUGCACAGAGCAGUUCUUCCUCAUGUCUCUCUACUUUACAGUGCUUCACACAAUUCCGGCCCCUGUCAACUUUACAAUAUUGUCUCAUAACUUCAAGCACAUUUUACAGUGGAGCCCUGGAAUAAAUUCUCCUCCACAGACUGUUUUCAGUGUAAAUCGAAGCUGUAAUGAAAAAAAACCUCAACGUCUGCAUAAGAACAUAAGAAAUAUGACGGUAGAUGUCUCUGAAACAUUUCAAGACAUCUAUACAUCCUGCACAUUCUUUCUUUGGGCAUCGGUUGACAACAUGACAUCAUCGAUAGUUAAUAAAAGAUUUACACCAUAUGAAGACACAAUCAUAGGUCCACCCAUUAUAUUUCUGUCUGGCUGUGGAGACUGUCUGAAUAUCAGCAUCUCUCUACCCAGUGAAUCAAGUGAAGUAGAUCAACUGCAUCAGUUUUAUAAUUCUGUGAACUUCGAUAUAAAUUGGAAGGAAGCUGGAGAGAAUGAGGCCAACCUGAUCUCUACAUCAAGAAAACAGUAUGUCCUGCAGAAUCUUCAGCCUGGUAAUCAGUACUGUGUUAAAGUACUUCCCCAAAUCAAUUUCAACCGCAACACUAAACCAUCUGCUUGGCAGUGUGAAUACACUAGUAAAAAGGAGCCAAGAGGAAUGCUUUAUUUAAUGAGUUGGUCACUGGGAGUGUCAGUGUCAGGUUUAGGUCUGCUGGUGCUUGCUGUGAGUCUGGUUUACACUGGAUCUAUAUGUAAACCCAAGACCCCUCUUCCUAAAACACUGGGUAACAUCACUGAAGCGUACUUUCUGAUUCCUGAACAGACAUUAUCUGAGAGAUUAUUACUGACUGAUUCACAGUUAAUCAUUGCAUCUAAAAAUCAUCCCUCCGAAAACAACAACCCACUGAAUGCAGUGGAAGAUCCAAAAAGCAAGCAAAUUGAAGACGAGGAAAACUAUGUCAACAAGGCAGAUACAGAGGAUGAGGAAGAAGAUGAAGGCAACUGCAACUACGCUGAUUGUGUAAAUGACAGAAGUGGUUGGGAAACUAAUAAUAGUGAAGUGAAGCCUAUAGAUUCAGUUUUGACUCUCCAUAACAGUUCAGGAAUCCACCAUACAAAAGAAAUAGCCAUGGAAAAAAUCCAUCAUGAUGAAUUUGAUUGUAAAAAGCUAUUUGUAUUACACAUGCCUGCAGAUAGAAGCAGCCAUCUUGAAGACAAAAAUGCUGAGUUAGAAUUGAAGGGAAAUCAAGAUGGUUCAGCGGAUGUCUCAGGGAACAUCAACUUGUUUUCAGUCACUUUGAGGCCUCUGGGACCAAAGGAUGAUUUGGAUGAGGAGGCCUGUAAACCUCUCUUUCCCAAGUUAGUGGAAAGUGAAGUUCAAGAAUUAUCGACUUCUCACAUUAGUCUACUGGAGAGACAGCAAUCCGAAAGCCAAGAUCUCCUUUUUCUAUGUUCUUCUGAUUUGGACAUGAGGACUGAGCAUGACACAAUGUCAGGAUAUAUGGUGACCCAUACAGGAAACAUGCAUGAACAAAACAGGUCCUUUCCAGAGGGGACAGACUGUGAUACAGACUAUAUGUCACGGUAAAGACAAUAUUUAUUUAAAGACAUGUUGAACAUGUUCACAAUAAAAAUGUUUAUAAAAUGUUCAUAAUAAAAAUGGUAAAAUGUAAAAUAAAAUGUUGAUAUAUGCAUAUACUGUAUAUGAGAAAAGAAAAAAACAGUACUUUUGAAAAGUUUGGGAACAUUACUAUUUUAAAUGUUUUUAAUCAAGUCUCUUCUGCUCACCAAGGCUGCAUUUACACUAAUAUUGUGAAAUGUUAUGCUUUUAUUCAGCAAAUAUGCAUUGAAUUGGUCAAAUUUGACAGUAAAAGCAGUUACAAAUUAUUCUAUUUCAAAUAAAUGCUGUUCUUUUUAACUUUCUAUUCAUCAAAGAAUCCUGAAAAAAAUUCCAAAAAAUAUUUAGCAGCAAAAACAUUAUUAUUAUUAUUAUUAUUAUUAUUAUUAUUAUUAUUGAUGAUAAUAAGAAUCAUUAUUUGUGUGACAAUUGAAUUCUGGAGUAAUGCUGAAAAUUCAGCUUUUCAUCACAGGAAUAAAUUACAUUUUAAAAUAAAUCCACAUAGAAAAUAUUUCAAACCAUAAUCAUGUUUCACAAUAUUACUGUUUUGUUUGUUUGUUUUUCCGUAAUUACAUUGUGUAUUGUCACUCAGCCCAGUACUGGAUCUGUAACUUUGAAGCUUGACAUAGUGUUGACUCGGUAUGAACCUAAAUUUUGGAACAGUUAGAAAAAGAAGAGUAAGAAAUGGAAACUAAAUAUAACAUACUUUUUAACAUACUUUUUGUCUUAUAUAAUUCUAAAUGUAAGUGGCAAUGAGUGUAUGUAAAAUGAAAUUGAUGAAUUUUGAAUCAGCCUAGCAAAGAUGACCUUCAAAAAAAAAAAAAAGAAUGUUCUGAAAUAAUGAGCUUUUUUCCCCUU